AUGGAAGCCAACUUGGCAUACGGAAGGGCGAGUGCCAUCUUUUUUUUCACACAAGACCCAUCUGAGCCGAAUCCUAAUGAGGGCAAAAUAUCGUGGUGGGGAACAAUGCCGGCAUUGGACAUGCUAAAAUUGGACAGAAAUGAAGGCCAGGAUGCGCCCCCCAAGGUCCGAGUUCUUCUUGCAUCAUCACACGAUAUUCGAAACAUGGUCGAAACAAUCGCUCGUCUGCCAGACACAUAUUCGGGGGAAUGUGAGAUCGUGAUGAAUGGAAUCCACUCCGGGAUUUUCGCUCAGAAUAUCAUCCUUCUUCUGACAGCUUUCCAUUUUCGACCAGAGGACGCUGCCCCUAUCAUGAUUCAUUUGUGGUAUUCGGCUUUGAUCCCUGCGUCUGUUCUCGCAGCACUUCAAGCAAAGCUCCAGCCGUUGAUUCGGAAAGUCUGCUCCGAAGCUGCACAGAAACGUGCCCUUCAGUCUUUCAAAUGGGCUUGGAAGAAGAACAAAGCAUCCUUACAUGUGGAACUUCCGAGAGACGAGUGGGAACGUCUUCGAGAAUAUCUUCAGGUUCCUGAUGGUCUUUCUGCUGCCACUGCUGCCCGCAAUCGACAAGAAGUCACAUUGCCGAACAGCAGAGAGGACAUCCUCCAUAGAUUCCUAUAUGGACAGCCUCAAUAUUGGCGUGUCUCCUCGAUGAAGUUCCGCCGUGACGGCAUAUUGUUGCCCUUUGGGUGCUCACGCGAAGAAUUUGACACUCCUAAUCCGACACUUUUCCAUGCUAGUCAUUCUUGGCCUAUCCCAGACACUGCAGAUCCGCGCAGCAGCUGGAACCUUCUGGAUGUAUGCAAUGGAGCGUACACUGCGAGUCAUGCUGCGAAGAAUGAUCUGUACGGCUUGCUAUUCAUCUAUCUCCGAGAGACUAUCUUAGGCUUUUGUCGCCAAAUUGUGAAGCGAGAUAUUAGCAUUCGACUUCUUUCUGUCGAUUCACUGGAGCUACCGAAACGCUUCAAGGGGUCGAGCGGAUAUCCAGGAUUUGACCGAGUUGAAACAUACGUAACUGCAGAAAGGGACGUUCUUGGGAUCGAUAUCAACCUCGCCAUAUUUAGCCAGUUACUGAAGCCGAAGAUUCAAAACCCAAAGGCCAUGCUGCUUGUCCUCUUUAUCCGCGACAUUGACGACAUGUGGAGUACUGAGUCACUUGACAGGGACAUGGCUCGUGCUGCAAAAUACCUCCCCGAACCCGAGUCAACCGAUAGAAGUAAUGCAGACGCGUUGAGAAUGAGCAGGUCAAGCUCUUUUUUCCGCGAUGUCAGUAAAUUGUUCGAUCUUUACAAAAAGGCCGCAGGGUUUGAUAAACUUACAAGCAAAUAUGGGUUGAAGAUGAGAGGCAACAACACAAUCGUGGCCCACUGGCCAAUGCGACCCGGAAAGCAUGCCUCCCAGCGUGUGUUUGAUAUCCUUGAGGCAUCCGGCGCCACUGGCUGUGAGCGCUACAUCGAGUGGGAAUGGGCAUGA
Penicillium concentricum is the source of this 1509-nucleotide messenger RNA. RefSeq names its product DUF4470 domain-containing protein. Bases 1 to 1509 code for a protein of 502 amino acids. The record is from RefSeq and is a predicted model, not a curated record. Lineage: Eukaryota; Fungi; Ascomycota; Eurotiomycetes; Eurotiales; Aspergillaceae. The transcript is spliced from 4 exons.